Messenger RNA from Rhizoctonia solani, 582 nucleotides. RefSeq lists its product as uncharacterized. The record is from RefSeq and is a predicted model, not a curated record. Bases 1 to 582 code for a protein of 193 amino acids. The transcript is spliced from 3 exons. Lineage: Eukaryota; Fungi; Basidiomycota; Agaricomycetes; Cantharellales; Ceratobasidiaceae.
AUGCAUGCUUUCAGUCGCCUGGCCACUUUCCUUAUUUUUGUGCUCUCAUUGAGCAUCUUUACCUACGCUCUCCCAGCUUCCGGCACCUCAGGAGCCCUAUCCACUCGCGACCAAAAAUGCCAAUCUCUUAUUGAUGUACUAGUCGAUCUCAAGAGCAAUGUCGACACUUGCAUUUCGACUAUAGUCAAGGCCGAUGCCAGCGCUGAUGUCGUUGUUCAACUAGAUUUAAUGGUCGGACACGUUGAAGCUUCUGCUCUCUCGAUUAAAGAAAUUGGUUCCAUCACCGACAUCGAUGCUGUGGUGAAGGCUGAUUUCGCUGCAAGGAUCGCUGCAAUCAUCGCUGUUGUUCUGAAAGCAUGCUUGAAGCUCUCACUCAAAUUCGGAAUCCAGGUAUUGGUCGGGGUCUUCGUCAAGAUUGACGCUGCGGUGAAACUCCUGUUGACAAACGUUGGGGCCUGUGUCGAUGGCAUAGUUGUGCUUACCUCCCAAAUUGUCAUGAGUACUUGUGGACAUAUCAUCGUGGAUCUGAACUUCCGUCUUGUCGCUGGAGUAUUGGCGACAGUCGGUAUCACCCUCAACUAG